AUGGCUCAAAAUGUGAUAUUAGGUGAGUAUAAAGAGCAGUACUCAUUGUUGCAUAGAUAUGCACAGGAGAUCCUAAGGUCGAACCCGGAGAACACAGUCAAGUUCAAACUUGACAACAAUGUGUUUGAGAGAAUCUAUAUUUGCUUUGCUGCUAUUAAAAAAGGUUUCUUGGCUGGGUGUAGAGCUUUCUUUGGAAUUGAUGGGUGUUUUUUAAAGGGUCCAUAUGGUGGCCAACUUCUUGUUGCUGUUGGCAGGGAUGGAAACAAUCAAAUGUUCCCGAUAGCUUGGGCAUGUGUAGAAACUGAAAGCACUGAAACUUGGAGUUGGUUUCUUCAACUUCUAGCUGAUGAUCUGGACACUACAGAUGGGAGUGGUUAUACAAUAAUGUCUGACCAACAGAAGGGGUUAUUAAAAGUCGUGUCUGACAUAUGGCCAAGGGCAGAUACAAGGGUCUGUGCUAGGCAUGUUUACUGUAAUUUCAGGCAAGUAUACGGAGGCGGUCUGCUGUACAGGAGAGGGUUUUGGAAAAUUGCAAAGAGUACAACAGAAAAUGAUUACAAGACAAAUAUGCAACUGUUUUCUUCAAUUUCAGAAAUUGCUGCAGAGGACUUGAAGAAAAGGAAUUACAAAAAGUGGGUUAGGGCAUACUUUACUCCUCAAUCUCAGUGUGACAGCAUCGACAACAAUAUGAAUGAGGUAUUCAAUGCAUACAUACUGUCAUCAAGGCAUAAGCCAAUCAUAACAAUGCUUGAGGAUAUAAAGGAGGGGUUAAUGGAGAGAUUACACAAAAAGAGGGACUUUAUUGCUAAGAAGGAGAUUCUGAUUUGUCCUCGGAUUCAACAAAGAUUAGAGAAAUCUAAAAUUGAUGCACGGGGAUGGUCAGCAUUUUGGGAUGGACAUUUCUCUUAUGGUGUGAGAGAGGGUGCUACACUGGUUAGAUAUGUUGUAAGUUUACUGGAAAGAACUUGUAGUUGCAAUGCUUGGCAACUUAGUGGUGUGCCGUGUAACCAUGCUAUUGCGGCUAUUUGGAAAGCAGUUGAGCAUCCUGAACACUACGUAGCAAGCUGCUUCGCCAAGGACACAUAUUUAAAGGCUUAUCAGUAUCCUUUAGAGCCUUUAAAUGGUCCACAACAAUGGCCAGAAUCUCCUUAUGCUCCAAUUGUAGCACCAGUGGUGAAGAAAUUAAACAAUAGACCUACCGUUAAGAGGAAGCCAUCAGUUGGUGAGGUUGAAGGGUUUAAGUUAACCAAGAAGGGUCAAGUGCACAAGUGCAGUAACUGUGGAGGGGAAGGACAUAACAAAAGAAAAUGCCAUAUUCCAUUGAGAGAGACACCCUUAGUUGUACCAAGCCAAGCAUCACAGACGCUUGCAACACCUAAACAGAAGCAGAAACAACCACCUAAACCCAAGCCAGUGGUUCCGUCUUCUCAGCAAACUCAUACAGCUGCUCCUAUGCACACAAGAGGUAUUGGUGUUUAUACUUAUCCUAAUGGAUAUCAAAGGCAAGCAGUGCCUGUCCUUGGAGAUACUCAUAUAAUUUGUCAGUCUGUUGUAAACUUCCAAAUGUAUCUCACUCAAUCAACACAGGUUUGGGUUGGUUUUUGGAAGUUGAUCAUAGGGUUGGAGAAGAAUGGAAGCAGUGCAGGAACUACUGGAUGA
Molecule: messenger RNA, 1659 nt
Organism: Spinacia oleracea (spinach)
Lineage: Eukaryota; Viridiplantae; Streptophyta; Magnoliopsida; Caryophyllales; Amaranthaceae
Exons: 3
Coding region: 1-1659 (552 amino acids)
Molecular function (GO): nucleic acid binding; zinc ion binding
Source: RefSeq, a predicted model, not a curated record